Messenger RNA from Prunus avium (sweet cherry), 2166 nucleotides. The record is from RefSeq and is a predicted model, not a curated record. NCBI's taxonomy places the organism in Eukaryota, Viridiplantae, Streptophyta, Magnoliopsida, Rosales, Rosaceae.
AUGGCUCAAAUGACUCUUAGCUUCCUUGCCAUCCUCUUUUUCUCUUACUUUGCAUCAACAAAUCAUGCAUGCCACCAAAUUGAGAAGAGCUCUCUCAUGUCCUUCUUCCUAACUCUCUCUUCUCCUCAUGUAAAUUGGACUUCCAUGACCAAUUGUUGCUAUUGGGAGGGAAUCACUUGCAAUCAAGAUGGUUGGGUUACUCGUUUACACUUACCCUCCAAGGGGCUCAAGGGAGGCAUUCAUCCCUCACUUGGAAAUCUCACACAUCUCACCCACCUAAACCUCUCUCACAAUUCACUUUACUGCCCAACUUCAAACGAAAUUGAAUUCUUCUUUCCCUUGAACUGUCUUGAGAUCCUCGAUUUGAGCUAUAACCUUCUUUCUGGAGAGCUUCCACUUUCUCUACCAUCUAAUAUCCAAAUUGUGGAUUUGUCCACCAAUCACUUUCAUGGAGUGGUUCCAUCUUCAUUCUUCCAACAAGCUAGGAAUUUGACUAGUUUCAAUUUAAGCAACAACACAUUCUCAGGGCCUAUCCCUUCCUUUAUUUGUCUCCGUUCUUCUCCCUUGAUCAAGCUGUUGGAUUUUUCCUACAAUAAAUUCAUUGGCAAUAUUUCUCGCGGAUUAGGGGAGUGUUCCACACUACAAGUUUUUCGUGCCAGCUACAAUAACCUCUCAGGAUUACUUCCAGAAGAUAUCUAUAAUGCUACCACUCUUCAAGAGAUUGUAUUACAUGUGAAUUUGCUUCAUGGAACCAUUAGUGAUAGAAUUGUCAACCUCACCAACCUUGCAAUCCUUAACCUCUACUAUAACCAAUUGAGUGGUUCUUUGCCCCCAACUUUGAUGAAUUGCACAAACCUCAUAGAACUACAUCUUGGAGACAACAACUUGGAAGGAGAUAUCUCGGCACUUAAUUUCUCCAAACUUAGUCAACUUAGUAAGCUUGACCUAUGGAGUAACAACUUCACUGGCACCUUUCCAGUGAGCCUUUACUCAUGCAAGUACCUGAAAGCAAUUCGAUUGAGCUUAAACGAUCUAGAGGGGCAAAUUCAGCCUGAGAUUAUUUCAUUGAAAUCUUUGUCCUUCCUGUCGCUUAGUGGCAACAAAUGGACCAACAUCACAGGGGUAAUGAAGAUAUUGAUGCGUUGUGAAAGCCUCGUAUUCAUAACGUUUUCUUACAGCUUUAUAGAUGAGGAAAUUCCAGCUGAUGAUGGUCUGGUUGGUUUUGAUGGAUUUAAAAAUCUUCGAAUAUUGUCUUUGUGUGGUUGUGAGCUGACUGGUCAAAUACCCGUAUGGUUAUCUAAGCUCAAGAAGCUAGAGAUCUUAAACCUAGAUCUUAAUAGACUCACAGGAUCAAUUCCUAGUUGGUUAGGGACUCUUCCAAGGCUCUUUUAUAUCAACUUAGGCUCCAACUUCAUUUCAGGUGAAUUUCCAAAGCAACUUUGUAGACUAGCAAUGUUGCUAUCUGAACGAUCUGCAGCUCAAGUAGAUCAUAAUUACCUUGAACUGCCUAUCUUCAUCCGAUUGCGUGACAACUUGAAAGCUUUACAGUACAAUUAUUUGUUUUAUUUUCCACCAUCUAUAUACCUAUACAACAAUAGCAUAAGUGGCAAUGUACCUACUGAGAUUGGCCAGCUGCGGCUUCUCCGUAAGUUAGAUCUUAGCUUCAACAACUUCUCUGGCAGAAUCCCAGACCAAAUAUCUAACCUCAAGGACUUGGAUACAUUGGAUCUCUCCAUGAAUCAGUUGACUGGAAAAAUUCCAAAUUCACUCAAGAGUCUUAACUUCUUGUCAUAUUUGAAUGUCUCAUACAAUGAUCUUGAAGGACCCAUACCAACAAGCACUCAGCUGCAAAGUUUCAAUGCCUCUGCAUUUGAGGGGAAUCUGGAACUUUGCGGUGCCCCGCUUCCAAAUGAGUGUGGACUAGUUAAUGGCAGUGAUGCAGAUAACAAGAACAACCAAGAUGUGGACAAUGAGCAUCAAAUUCCAUGGUUUUUUAUUUCCUUUGUGUUUGGAUUUAUUGUAGGAUUUUGGGGAGUAUGUGGUUCUUUAAUUUUAAAGACGGCUUGGCGAUAUAGAUAUUUCCAAUUCCUAGACAAUGUACAAGAUAGGUUCUAUGUGAUGCGAAUAAUGUGCAUGACCAUGAUGAGGAGAAGGCUUAGAACCUAG